AUGGGUAAGAAGCGGAAAAGACCUAUCAAGGACCGCGGGCCCACGUCCUCGUCUCACAUGGGUAUCACCACAUCUCCCCGCCGUUUCAGAAACCCCCAUGCGCCAAUUUCCCUGGGAACAAAAACAAGCCAUCCCGUUAUCUCCCUGUACUACCGACAGGUCGUACCCUUGCGGGAGUACCUGCUCCAGCAACUUCCCGUGACCUCCAAGUCGCGUCGGCGCCGUAUCCUGACACUGGACUCGCGUGAAGACCAAGAGACCAAUGCACAAUCCCAAACAUUGGCGGAGCUGCUAGACUCCACCCUGGUGGGUGUACUCAAGGACUCUUCUCCGACUCUCAAUUCGGAGCGACAAAAGCAAUACUCCUCUUUUAAUGAGUCUCAAUCGCGGUCGAUUCUCAUCAGCACCGAUACGGGGCCAACCUGUCCGCAGUCUGAGGUGGUUGAUUUUGUGAUCUGGAAACUUUUCAAUAAUAACAAUGGCUCAAAGCCCCAGCAUCUGCUGACGCAUGGCUUCCAACGCCCGUCUAUGGUGCAGAAUGUUCAACAAACCAAUAUUCCAGGCAUUGUGUCUCAGUUUCCGAAUCAGAAUGUUCAGGUUCUCAAAGGCGGUGCAUGGGCAGAGGUCCUUGACUUGCUUGGUAGCAAUGGGGAGGAGAUUAUGAUGCAGCUCCUUUUCGAUUGUGGAGUUUUCGCCGCUAUCAACGCUCGAAAGGGCAUCUACUACCAACUCAGCGGUAUACCGCUCUCGGACCUUGAGCCUUUAAGCGAUGCGUCCUCAAGAGCCAAUAAGUCUGCUGCCAUAGCACAGGACCCGAUGCCUACAAGUGACCCGAGACAUACUAAAGAGAAAGCUGAGCGCAAACAGAACUCCGACAAGACACUCCGAAGUCCAAACAGCAUUGUGUUUCUACGGCGGCGUAUCCUCUAUGGGCGUGUCGAGUCCAAAAAGAAAGUACCUUGUGGAUUAGGACAGACACAUGUUCUUAGCCGCUUCUCAUCGCUUGAUUCAAUGGCGCAAACGGUCCAUGUAAUGAAGUACAUCUUUCCCCGGCAAUUUGGCCUUCUGAAUGUGUUUACGUCGGACUCGGAUGGACGCAACACCAUGGAUGACUCCAAGCGAUUCAUAUUUCGUGAGAGUGAGAUAUCUCGUCUGGAAGAAGCCAAAAGACUACAGCGGCCCCAGCCAGAGAUUGAAUUCGCAGAUGCAGAUCAUGGCGUGAGAAGUUGCAAGGUACCUAAGAGGCUUCGUGGAAUUACUAUAGAGCUUGUCCGGAAGCUCCGGAACCGCAACGCACAAUGCCCCUACGGAGAGUUGCUGCGGCACUAUUGUCCAACCGAACAAACCGGACCCAGCAGACUUGGCGCACUUGCGUCCACCCCAGAUGCCAAAAAAAGCGAGCCUAUCUCUUCUCUCCAGUCGGCUUUAGUAACACAAGUGCGAAUUAACCAGCCAUCGCCAAGUGGCAGUUCGGCGCAGACCUCAUGUGAAGUCUUGAGAUCAGAGCCGCACACGGCUGUCGACGCAUCUUCUGGAAUCAAUUCUAAGGAACCGGCGAGUCGAAAAGCUCCAGUCAAUCUAACUGAUUAUGCGACCCCGGCGUCUUCUGUCUCAGCAUUUUGUCGAGCGGUGAUCCAGAAAUUGAUCCCCCGACAGUUUUGGGGAGCUGGUCCGGAUGGUAUUUCGAACUUUAAGCUUGUUCUCAGACAUGUUGACCGGUUUAUCAAAUUGCGCCGAUUCGAAAGUCUAAGUCUGCAUGAAGUCUGCAAAGGCGUCAAGAUAACAAGCAUUCCUUGGCUGGGGCCACAGGUCCAGACGACUUCAACGUCUGAGACAAGAUCGAAGAUAGCCCUGUCUGACUUGCACAAACGCACCGAAUUAUUCCAUGAAUUCAUCUUUUGGAUUUUCGAUUCAAUUCUGAUUCCUCUCAUUCGUUCGCACUUCUAUGUCACCGAGUCUCAAACGCACCGAAACCGACUUUUCUAUUUUCGCCAUGAUCUGUGGCAGCAGUUGACCAAGCAACCCUUCGGGGACUUGAAGGCAACGAUGUUCGAGGAGCUCGAACCAGAUCAAGCCCAACGUGUGCUGACACGGCGGUCACUUGGUUUUGGUGCUCUCCGGUUGCUUCCCAAAUCUACAGGCCUCCGGCCCAUCCUGAAUCUUCGCAAACGAGCCUGGAAGGAAUCGUCAUGGGGGAAAUCGAAAACGUACCUUGCCGCCAGCAUCAAUUCAAGUAUUACGCCUAUCUAUAACAUGUUGACCUACGAGUGCCAGCAAGUUCCAGCCAAAUUGGGCUCAUCAAUGCUCUCAAUUGGAGACAUGCACCGCCGCUUGAAGGCGUACAAAGAACAAUUGUCCAAAGAACUGCCCUCGGGUCAUAAACCUUGGCAGUCCAAGCUCCCACAGAUGUACUUUGUCAAGCUUGACAUCAAAGCUUGUUUUGAUACCAUACCCCAGGAAAAGUUGCUUAAUCUUAUCGCAGAGCUGGUCUCUGAAGAGAGCUAUCACAUCUCAAACCACGUCGAAUUCCAACCCCCUCUUACUGCGAAACAAGGAAAGCCCACCCGAAGAUUUAUGAGCCGCGCUGCGCCUGCGAUGAGACCGCAUCACCUACCGGAUUUCGUCAAUAGUGGAGGUGCGGCGCGAAAGGCCAACACCGUUUUCGUUGACACUAUGCGUCAAAAAGUCCAAGAUGCGGAUAGUCUCCUGGACCUCCUCAAUGAGCAUGUCCGGCACAACCUCGUGAAGAUAGGCAAGAAAUAUUUCCGCCAACGCAACGGCAUCCCUCAAGGCUCCGUACUAUCCAGCGUCCUUUGCAAUUUCUUCUACGCCGAACUAGAGCGAGAGGUACUGGGUUUUAUCAACGAGGAUUCUCUACUCCUGCGACUUGUGGAUGACUUCCUCCUGAUCACACCAGAUGCAGUCGUGGCAAUGCAGUUCCUGGAAGUAAUGAUCCGAGGCCAACCAUCUUACGGCGUACAAGUCAAUCCAGCCAAAAGUAUGGCCAAUUUCAGCGCAACGGUUGACGGGAUCUUGCUCCCCAGACUAGAAGGGACCCAGUUAUUCCCGUAUUGUGGUAGUCUUAUCGACACCCGUACCCUUGAUAUCCACCGCGAUCGAGACCGCAUCCUAGAAGGCGGAGAGUCAGCGGCUGCUACUCUUUCCAACACCUUAACCGUCGAGGCCUCCCGUUUCCCCGGCCGCACCUUUCACCGCAAAGUGCUCUCCUCAUUCCGCCUGCAGCUACAUCCUAUGUACAUCGAUGACGGACACAACUCGCGCACAGUUGUACUAGCCAACAUCUACUGCAGCUUCAUCACUUCUGCCAUGAAGAUGUACCGCUAUAUGAAGUCACUCCGGGGCCGUGCGCACCCCGGCCCUGCCAUCAUAACACAGACGAUCCGCGAUUUGAUUUUGCAGACGGCCGGCAUGAUCCAGGCCCGGCGUGCUGGUGAUUCGGAGUCUUCAUUUUCGUGUUUCGUCCAGCGGUACCAUUUGCAGUAUUUGGCUUCUGCGGCAUUUCGAUUUGUGUUGAAGCGCAAGCAAACCCGGUAUGAGGUGGUGCUGCGCUGGCUGAGACUCGCAAACCAAAGAUUCUCGACCCACAUCAGAUUCCGAGACUUUAAGGAUGGCGCAGGUGGUGAAGAAGGGCAAUGCGAUGUUUGA
Messenger RNA from Penicillium mononematosum, 3666 nucleotides. Its product is annotated as telomerase reverse transcriptase. Gene Ontology annotation, biological process: telomere maintenance via telomerase. The transcript is spliced from 6 exons. The record is from RefSeq and is a predicted model, not a curated record. Gene Ontology annotation, molecular function: telomerase RNA binding; telomeric repeat DNA binding. Lineage: Eukaryota; Fungi; Ascomycota; Eurotiomycetes; Eurotiales; Aspergillaceae. Gene Ontology annotation, cellular component: telomerase catalytic core complex. Bases 1 to 3666 code for a protein of 1221 amino acids.